GAUGCGGCUCCUGCUGCUGCUGCUGUGGCCCGCGGCUCUGUGCCCAGGGGGAGGCGGCGAGGCAGCGCCCGCAGACCUUCAGGGGCCCACCUCGUACCGUGUCAUCCAGAUCUCGUCCUUUGCCAACAGCAGCUGGGCACAGAACCAGGGCUCUGGGUGGCUGGGUGACGUGCAGAUCCACGGCUGGGACGCCGACGCUGGCAGGGCGGUUUUCCUGAAGCCCUGGUCCAAGGGCAACUUCAGUGACGAGGAGAUGGUCGAGCUGGAGGAGAUCAUCCAGGUCUACCUGAGCGGGUUCAUCCUGGAAGUGCAGGACCACGCCCCGGAGUUCCAGAUGCAAUACCCCUUUGAGAUCCAGGGCGUAGCAGGCUGUCAGCUGCACCCCGACGGGGGCACGGUGAGCUUCUUGCGGGGAGCCUUAGGGGGCCUGGACUUCCUGAGCCUCAAGAAUCACUCCUGUGUGCCUGCCCCGGAGGGCGGCAGCAGGGCGCAGCGCAUCUGUGAGCUCACCCUUCAGUAUGAAGGCAUCCGGGAUAUCGCGGAGAAGCUCCUCUUUGAAACCUGCCCUCGGUUUCUCCUGGGCCUACUCGAUGCCGGGAAGGCAGAGCUGAGGAGGCCAGUGCGACCCGAGGCCUGGCUGUCCGCUGGCCCCAGUCCCGGGCCUGGCCGUCUGCAGCUGGUGUGCCACGUCUCCGGCUUCUACCCCAAGCCUGUGUGGGUGAUGUGGAUGCGGGGUGAGCAGGAGCAGCAGGGCACCCGGCAAGGCGACGUCCUGCCCCAUGCUGACGGCACGUGGUAUCUCCAAGCGACCCUGGACGUGGCGGCGCGGGAGGCCGCUGGCUUGUCCUGCAGGGUGAAGCACAGCAGUCUAGGGGGCCAGGACAUGGUCCUCCACUGGGGAAACUCCAUCUCCAUUGGCUUGAUGUCUUUGGCAAUAAUACUGCCCGUCUUGAUCUUUCUGAUAGGUCUUCCGUUUUGGCUUUGGAGGCGCUGGUCCUAUCAGAGUAUCUCAUGAACCCUCGCCAUCUCAUGAACUCUUCUUCCAUUUGGGAUAAGCACUUGGAAGCCCACAGAUUCAAGUUGUCAGCCCUGGGAGCCGGGGAGGGGUCGAUCGCAUCUCAUUUCACCGAAUAAUCCUCCUAUUCAAUAGUAUCAGAGUUCCUAUAGGAUGUAAUGCAAAUCACUAGCUCUAGCAGGAAAAUAAGAGAAAACCAUGAGUUUAUUAUGAGGUGGUAUCAAGAGUAGGAUUCUCCUUGACUUCCUACACAUGAGUGUGGGAGAGAAUGUGUCUCAGAAUAAAUGAAAUAUGAUAUACUGGGACACCUGGGUGGCUCAGCUGUUGAGCAUCCCCCUUCGGCCCAGGGCGUGAUCCUAGAGACCCGGGAUCAAGUCCCAUAUCAGGCUCCCUGCAUGGAGCCUGCUUAUCCCUCAGCCUGUGUCUCUGCCUCUCUCUCGGUGUCUG
Messenger RNA from Nyctereutes procyonoides (raccoon dog), 1462 nucleotides. RefSeq names its product T-cell surface glycoprotein CD1b-like. Gene Ontology annotation, molecular function: exogenous lipid antigen binding; endogenous lipid antigen binding; lipopeptide binding. Lineage: Eukaryota; Metazoa; Chordata; Mammalia; Carnivora; Canidae. The record is from RefSeq and is a predicted model, not a curated record. Gene Ontology annotation, biological process: immune response; antigen processing and presentation, exogenous lipid antigen via MHC class Ib; positive regulation of T cell mediated cytotoxicity. The transcript has 6 exons. The coding region runs from base 2 to 1015 and encodes 337 amino acids. Gene Ontology annotation, cellular component: external side of plasma membrane.